AUGGCUGUAACGUACUCUGUUGUCGCAUUGCUCAUUUUUGGCUGCGAUGACGCUUGUGCUGCACAAUAUAUACUGCAUGACGCCAUAGACAAUGGUGCGCCUUCCAACGCCCCCUUUGUGAUCUACACUGACGAACAAGGACAGUUACUGGACACCCUCCCGGUGUGCCAAGAUUUUAAUCGUGGUCUUUGCAACCGGCCUGCCUGCAAAUUUGUUCACCUACAGGAAGGAGAUGGGGUGGAGAUAGUGGAUCAGCGGGUGGCGGUAUGCCGUGACGCGGCCAAAGGGCAGUGCUGUCGGUCCGCCUGUAAAUACUACCACAUCCCCAUAGCGCUGCCCCCUGCACCUGUCAUGGCCGCGCUGGCUUCCUACCUGCAGCAGUAA
Messenger RNA from Phaedon cochleariae (mustard beetle), 384 nucleotides. The record is from the annotation of a GenBank genome assembly. Lineage: Eukaryota; Metazoa; Arthropoda; Insecta; Coleoptera; Chrysomelidae.